AUGAUUCCCUGCAGGAGAGGAGCAGAUAGGGGCCUGCGCCUUUGCCCCGCCUUGCUUAGCACUGAUUGGCCGGUGGAGCCGGCGGCGGCGCCGCUGAUUGGUGGGCGUCGUCUGCCCGUCACGGCCGUCUCCAUAGACAGGGGGAGAGUGAGAGGUUUCCAUGUAAAUGCAGCAGAGGUUUCAAUGCAUUUAUCGUCCCUCAUCCGGCCGCAAAGACUUCCCUCGCUGCUGCUCUCCAGACCGCUGGGAACCGCGUCCUGUGACCCGUUCUCUGUCCUCCGAGCCGACACGGGAGCCGACCCAAUGCUCAACAGAAAGCUGGGAUGCCAGGGGUUUGGGGCGUCAGUGGCUGCGAUGACCUCCUUCCCCCCACAGAGAUACCAUUACUUCCUAGUGCUGGAUUUUGAGGCGACAUGUGACAAACCCCAGAUCCACCCUCAGGAAAUAAUUGAGUUCCCUAUACUGAAGUUAAACGGCAGAACCAUGGAGAUCGAGUCGACGUUCCACACGUAUGUGCAGCCCGUGGUGCACCCUCAGCUCACCCCGUUUUGCACUGAGCUGACGGGAAUCAUCCAAGAAAUGGUGGACGGGCAGCCGACCCUGAGCCAAGUCCUGGAGAGAGUCGAUGAGUGGAUGGCCAAAGAGGGGCUCCUAGAUCCCAGCGUCAAGUCCAUCUUCGUCACCUGCGGCGACUGGGACUUAAAACUCAUGCUGCCAGGACAGUGUGAAUAUUUAGGACUGCAAGUCGCAGAUUACUUCAAGCAGUGGAUUAAUCUGAAGAAGGCGUACAGCUUCGCUAUCGGUACUUGGCCGAAGAACGGACUUCUAGACAUGAAUAAGGGCAUGAGCCUGCAGCACAUAGGGCGACCCCACAGCGGAAUAGACGACUGCAGGAACAUCGCUAACAUCAUGAAGACGCUUGCUCACCGAGGCUUCAUCUUCAAGCAGACCUCCAGGCGCAUCUAAUGUGGUCGGGGAGCCGGGCCGCGGGGUGGGAGUGGGGGCAGGAGGCUGCAUGUAGCUCUUUCCUUACUGCGUCCACCUGGGUGGCCGACCAGAUACAGGACAUUAGGUGGAGGCGACACAUUGUUACGGACUGCCCUCUGAGGUGAGAAGCGCUGUACAUACGGCUCCACCAUGAAGAUCUGUCACACUCCAUCCGCUUUGCCCUAGACAGUUACUACCACCCCCAUCCUCCCCACCUGCUGCCUGUAUCUUCUCCCAGGCGUCCUGGGAUGGCUUAGUUGACAAGACCUCCUUAAUACAACCCCCAUCAUCCAGAAGGCUGAGAUUCUACACUGAAGUGUUUCGUCCCAGUGAGGAAGAUAAGAAUUUACCGUAGUCCGAAGGUCGAGGCAUUAUUAAUGGUGUGCGCUUAUUAGACGACGCUCCGCGCUCAUUGGUGUAAAGGAAUGUGACCGGAGGGACACAGUGCGCGUGCGGAAAUCUGACCACCCCGAGACUUCACCUGGACGCAUCUAGAUCACUGGGAUUGGCCGCUUCUCCUUUAAGAAAGGUUUUAUACUGAAAAGUUCUGCAAAUUCCUAAUAGACUUUGGGGGUCAUUUUUCAUCCGGCCUCGUUUUUCAUGCUGGAGGACAGGCCUCGUUUAUGAGGGGGGUGCCCAAGUCUGAGAUCUACUCCAGACCCCUGACUAGAGUAGAUUUCAGAUCUCGUUUACACCUACCCCCAGGAUGGCGUAAAAACACCCGUGCGACAACAUUUAAAAAGUCACAAAACAAGGUCUUGUUUGCGAUAGCGAUAUUAGUUAAUGACCCCCUUUCUGUUUCACUCUUCAGUAUUUUUCAGAUCUCUGCUUGUUGUCAAUGAAUGGGAACAUUGUUUACAUCCAGAGGUUGGAAACCCUGUUGGACCUGAUAUUUCACAAAACUGAGGGUUUGUUACACUGUAUCAGUUUAGAGGAUAUUGAACAGCCUGGAGCGCUGCUGCAUUUAGCUCACAGUUACUUCACUGAUACAUUGUUACAAACCCGCAGUAGAGAAGAAUGGAAACAAAUGAUAUUAGAAAGUUGCAGAAUGUUACUGGGAAGCUGUAGAUGACCCCCAUUCACCGCCUGAGCUCCGCUCCUGCUUAGAGGGGGAGGGGCAGAGUUGCUCCUUAAAGGGCCGCAUCACUGAUAACGAUAUUGUUGCGUUUGUUCAAACUUUUGUUUCCACCUCAUUAACAGAACAAUAAACAUCAUUGCAUGGAGAACGAUCAGCGUCACCCACCACGGGCGAGAUCAGCAGUUUUCUCAUUUACUUGGCAUCUGUUCGCACCGUCCUGUUAGCCUCUGUUAUCAGCCAAUCAACUGAAAAAUGUAAGGUAAACUGUGAUUGGUCGAGCAAUGAGGACUCGCCCAUUUUAGGGGCAGGUUCUUGACUUUCUAAUUGACACAGUGAAGGUUUCAUUACCCUCGACAGAUGAGGACGGUGACGAACAAUGUGGCAACCGAGAAGUCGCACUCUGAUAAGUGGCGCAUGGGCCCAGCUACAGCCGCUUGUCAUUUAAGAUGCUGAGAACAAUAACUAUUGAAGUUUUUUUUUCAAGUUUUUUUUUGCUUUUCUAACUAAAUAAAAAUUUGUGAAAAGGAACCGCCAUCACGCAACGCUCAGAAAGCUGCCAUGCUGCAGCGAGAACUCGUAAUACUCCAGGGAAAGUCGAGUGACCAGCGCCAGACCCCAGAGAUAUAGGCAGAACCCCCAAAGUAACAACCUUAGUCCCAGGGUCUUCAGUUUCCCGCACAGCCGCCACUACAAUUCCCAGGGGUUCUCACCCAGCUUUCCCAAGACUCCUGAAUGACAAACCUGCAGAACUGUGCAGUGCCAUCCCUUGGGCCGUGCCGCUGCAUAAUGGGCAGAUUGGUUUUUCAGGUCUCUAGGAAACGGUGAUUACUCUUUAUAGAGCUGUAAUGGAGGCCAUAUUGGCUGUCACUCAGCUUUCCCAGGACUAAGAAAUGACAGAAUAUAACACCUCAACAGGAGGAGACUCCGGAGUAACCGUUUUCUGAUCAGUAACGCGUCUCUGGUUUUGACACCGCGCUGUGUCUGGUUUCGCAGGUUUUCAUCGCAAUUUACAGUUUCAUCCUAAAUUCCUGGAAGAGGCCGCACAGGUUUGAUAUCGGCACUUCCUCCAUGACAGUCCAUUCAUUAUUAGCCUCCUGCCCCUUACUGAGACCCCUGAUUCAGACAUGGCGUCACGAUGUACCGCAGUGAUACAACAGUGUCCGGAUGCGGUUACAUCAAAUGCACGGCAGAGGUCGUCGCUCCGGACAUGUGAAGAUUAACAAAAAUAAAAAGAAGUGAAAUUCA
Bufo gargarizans (Asiatic toad) is the source of this 3310-nucleotide messenger RNA. It is a transcript of the gene ERI3, whose product is annotated as ERI1 exoribonuclease family member 3. Gene Ontology annotation, biological process: exonucleolytic trimming to generate mature 3'-end of 5.8S rRNA from tricistronic rRNA transcript (SSU-rRNA, 5.8S rRNA, LSU-rRNA). Gene Ontology annotation, molecular function: 3'-5'-RNA exonuclease activity; nucleic acid binding. The transcript is spliced from 8 exons. The coding region runs from base 1 to 966 and encodes 321 amino acids. The record is from RefSeq and is a predicted model, not a curated record. NCBI's taxonomy places the organism in Eukaryota, Metazoa, Chordata, Amphibia, Anura, Bufonidae.